Trypanosoma rangeli is the source of this 1365-nucleotide messenger RNA. Its product is annotated as arabinose efflux permease family protein. The record is from RefSeq and is a predicted model, not a curated record. Gene Ontology annotation, cellular component: membrane. Gene Ontology annotation, molecular function: transmembrane transporter activity. Bases 1 to 1365 code for a protein of 454 amino acids. The transcript has a single exon. Gene Ontology annotation, biological process: transmembrane transport. Lineage: Eukaryota; Euglenozoa; Kinetoplastea; Trypanosomatida; Trypanosomatidae.
AUGCCAAUACUUAAAGUUGCUCAUUCCGAUGAGAAGAGACGUUUUGAUCCCUCGGGGUUGACAUGCAUUUAUGAACACACGGAGCACGAGGAAAAUGAGGGGACCCUAUGCUCUUUGAAGCGUCAGAUGUCUAUGAAGGAGCUGUUGCUUCUGCUUUCGAUGUCCUUUAGUUACGCGUUGUGCUUUAACACACUUAACAAUAUAGUGAUUCCAAAAAUUGUUGGCCGUCUUGGCGACAAUAAGCAGAGUCUAUGGCUCGGUUUGCUCAUGGUACUUGGGGCACUUUGUCAGAUGUCAGCGCCACUUGUUGGGGCGUACAGUGACCGUGUGGGCAACCGAGCGCUUUUUUUGGUGUCAGGUUCCGCUGUGACCGUUAUGGGGCUUUUUAUGUUUAUUCUUGUGGAACUGACAGAUAUGGUGAUAGUACUGUGCCUUGCGCAGGUACUCUCAACCGUGGGACUUUCUGUCAUUUAUAGUAUGGUGAUGGCAUUGCUAACUGACUACGUUCUUGAAGAGCAGACUGGGAAAGGAAGUGGGGCAAUGGCUCUUCUUGCCCUCACUGGUAGUGGUGUGGGGUAUGCCAUGCUAGCGGCGGAUGUACCGGUAAAGUACUGCCUCUGUAGUUACGUGAUUGUUACGCUGCUUUGUUUGACACUGACGUUGAAUUCCAUUCCAAUCGUAGAGACACUUCGACCUGCACAACAACCUGCCCGCUUUUGCGACACGGUGAUAGCAGCAUUCACGAUGCCUUCAUUUCGUGUUUUUCCCGACUUUUUCCUUGCGUGUGUAGGGCGGGCGCUGUUCAACGGUGGACUGGCGUCGCAGGUAUACCUUGUUUUCUUUGUGCGUGAUGUUUUUUUGUCGACGAGCCCAGUACGCAUUACUUCUGCCUUGUCGAUCGCAGCACUCAUAGGUGGGCUUUUGGGUGCCAUUCCUAGCGGCGUCUUUUCAGACCGCAUAGGACGAAAGCCUGUUGUCUACGCUGCCCUUUUUUUGUGCACUACAUCGCUUGUACUUCUUGUGCUUGUGCGUGACAUCAAAUUACUUUAUGUGGUAGGUUUUCUGCACGGCUUUGGCAGCGCCUCCUAUCUUUCUGUGGACCACGCACUGGGCAUAUUGACACUCCCGCGUAAAUGUGGCUUUCCUAUCGAUGCCGCGAAAGACCUGGGCCUUUUUGCCACAAGUGCAACCUUCGGGACACUUGUGGGUCAGGUGGCAUACGGCACCAUGCUGCAGGCCUUUGUGGGGUACACUGAGACUGGGUUAGUGCGCUACAGCUACUUUGGAUUUAUUGUUAUCUUUAUUCUUGCGGCUGUGGCGUUCAUCGUGAGUGGCACAACCGUGGUAUUUAUUCGCUUGAAGUGA